This is a messenger RNA of Miscanthus lutarioriparius, 423 nucleotides long. Lineage: Eukaryota; Viridiplantae; Streptophyta; Magnoliopsida; Poales; Poaceae. The record is from the annotation of a GenBank genome assembly.
AUGGCGGCUCGGGGAAGAGGCAGUGCAGCAGGCAGUAGGGCGCCGCUUGUCGCCGGUGCCGCGUUCCUGUGCGUGGCGGUGCUCCUGCUGGCGGCCGCCAUCCAGGCCGCAGAGGCGGGGACGACGUACCUCGUCGGCGACGCCGCCGGGUGGACGCGCAAUGUUGACUACGGCCAGUGGGUGGCGGGCAAGACCUUCCACGCCGGCGACAUCCUCGUGUUCAAGUACAACACCACGUGGCACGACGUGACGUGGGUGAGCAAGGGAGGCUACAGGAAGUGCAUCGUGUCACCCAAGGGACGCGCGCCGGUGUACCACACGGGCUACGACGCGGUGACGCUGCCCAGGGGCACGCACUACUUCAUCUGCGGCGCGCCGGGACACUGCAGCGCCGGCAUGAAGCUCGCCGUCACGGUCUGCUGA